Molecule: messenger RNA, 1480 nt
Organism: Dissoconium aciculare CBS 342.82
Lineage: Eukaryota; Fungi; Ascomycota; Dothideomycetes; Mycosphaerellales; Dissoconiaceae
Exons: 1
Coding region: 267-1217 (316 amino acids)
Molecular function (GO): protein binding
Source: RefSeq, a predicted model, not a curated record
GAGAAAGUCACACCCAUUCAUUCCGACUUCGUAGGGAUAUAUACUACAAAGUCUUCAGCCUCGACAGAAAAGAAUGCUCAUCCACUUCCCCGUAGCUUUUCUACAGCUCUUCAUCCAACAAUCUCCUCGUCCUUCUCCUUCUUCGGCCCUUUUCAUCUUUCUUCUUUCCUUGUUAUCCUUCGUCUCUCCGGUUUCGCUUUCCUCUUCCUUCGUUACCUUCCUCUUCUUUCCCUCAUGCAGGUACAUAAAUAAGUGGAUAUUUUAAGAUGUUCCGAAACCACGAAGUGCCAGGUAAAGGCAUCGGCGUCUUCGCUACGCAGCCGAUCGCCGCGGGCGUAAUGAUCCUCUCAGAGAAGCCGAUCGUGAAAGUCCCACCAUUCUCGCUCGACCCAAACGCCAAAAUCUUGCAACAACUUCAAGCCCGCAGCAAAGACGAGAGAAACGCCUUCUUCGCCCUCGCAAACAACUACCCCGACACGACACCUGUCAUGGGUAUAGUGAAGACAAAUGCCAUGCCGCUCGGCAGUGGAGCCCAGACUGGCGGACUAUUCCUGCAAUGCUCGCGCUUCAACCAUAGUUGCACGUCGAACGCCGCUUAUUCCUGGAACGAUGAUAUCAAGGAAGAGCGGAUCUUCUCCCUCUUCGACAUCGCCGAUGGAGAAGAGAUCACCGUCACCUACCUUACGGAUAAGAUGUGGUCUCUGCCCCGUGAUCAGAGACGAGAAGCCAUCUGGGAGGAAUAUCGCUUCCGAUGUGAAUGUGUUCGCUGCACCGGUGCUUUGGAUUCGGGUCGAAAGGCUAGCGAUGAACGUCGCGUCCGCCUAGGUCAGAUCCAUGAGCAGGUCGGCAACGGCAUGCUCAUGGUCACCAAGCCCAGCACUGCACUCGGUCUGUGUCGCGAAGCCAUCGAGCUGAUCCGCGCAGAGGGAGAAGGUGCCUGUCGUCUCGAAGGUAUCUACUACGACGCUUUCCAAAUCUGCAUCUGCCACGGGGACGUGGCGCUCGCCAAGGCUUUCAUACGUCUGUUUAUUCAAACGGCAAAGGCUUGGAAAGGUGAUGAUGCGUUGGGUUUUGUGGAGCUGGCCCGUCUCGAACAUGAUCCGAAAUUACACGCAAAUGCCUUCACUACGAAGCGUUGGGCUACUGCCAUCACCUCGCCACCGGGAUCGCUUGCCGGUGAAGAGGAGUGGCUCUGGCGUCGAGCUGCUCGAUCUUGAAGCUCUGGAGGCAGUGGCGGGCCUGGGGAUGUUCAUUUCGAGGGCGUGUGCCAGAAAGCGAAUGCGGAAAUGCAUGGGGGCGAGAGCAAACCCGUAUAUCCUUCAGUUGUCGAUUGAGAUGGCGCUUCUUUGAGCGGUUAUCAUUUCUUUGGUAGAGAGGCUGAUGGUACUUUCUACAUGUAGGGUAUAUGAGAUUUUGGUUCGAAUUCGACGACCGAAUUUAUCAUUGUUAUAAUUUAUUAUCAUUAUCAUUAUACGCUUUU